CGGACACAGUUUUCAAUUCACAGCAAGUUGGAUCGAUCACACUCAUCUCAGUCUCCAACCAUCUUCAUCAAUUUUGAUUCUUCAAAUUCUUGAAUCUUCCAUCGAUUGAAACCCUAGAUUUCUGCUGCAAUUGAGAGUGUAUAAAAAAAUGGAGGGUUCGUCGACGAUGAUGGCAAGGAAGACAUGGGAACUCGAGAACAACAUUACAACAGUAGACCAACUUGAUUCAACCUCUGACACUAUCUUCUACUACGACGAUACUGCGCAGAGUAGGUUCCAGCAGGAGAAACCAUGGGCCAAUGAUCCUCACUACUUCAAGCGAGUUAAGAUCUCGGCGCUCGCUCUUCUUAAGAUGGUGGUCCACGCUCGCUCUGGUGGCACUAUUGAAAUCAUGGGUCUUAUGCAAGGUAAGACCGAUGGUGACGCUAUCAUUGUUAUGGAUGCUUUUGCUUUGCCUGUGGAAGGUACUGAGACUAGGGUUAAUGCUCAGGCUGAUGCCUAUGAGUACAUGGUUGAGUAUUCUCAGACCAACAAAGGAGAAGAUAAAACCAUGAAUCAUGGCUAUUUUGCAAUUGCAAGAUAA
This is a messenger RNA of Camelina sativa (false flax), 583 nucleotides long. NCBI's taxonomy places the organism in Eukaryota, Viridiplantae, Streptophyta, Magnoliopsida, Brassicales, Brassicaceae. The record is from RefSeq and is a predicted model, not a curated record.